Molecule: messenger RNA, 849 nt
Organism: Wasmannia auropunctata (little fire ant)
Lineage: Eukaryota; Metazoa; Arthropoda; Insecta; Hymenoptera; Formicidae
Exons: 3
Coding region: 1-534 (177 amino acids)
Source: RefSeq, a predicted model, not a curated record
AUGGCGGUGAAAACAGCAACCGCGACUGUAGUCCAGAAAACCAUAGAUCGGAAACUCAUCGGAGAAAUCCGAACGCACCCGAGAAGCGCGCCUUUGUCCAAUAUAAAAAUCCAACAGAAAAAUCUAGGGAUUUUCAGGAAGCGACGUCCUAUUGGACGUCAUCGAACGUCCCAAGAGUCUCGAUCGAUCGCCUGUACCGGCCUUCAGUUACCGAGAAACGCGUCGGAGCGUCGUGAGCGCGGGUUCGAAUUUGCUCCACGCACGCAGUUUUUGCGAUCGUCGCGACCGCGAGGCGGCUCCCGCCUGACGCGCGUCGUCGGAAGGUGGUUCCUCUUCGCGAGCUGCGCGUCGCUCGACGUAAACGUCGCCGACCACGUUGACGAUCCGCCGUCGCCGUCGUCCUGUGUGGAUCUUCUCGAGCGUCUUCGCGCCGCGUCCCACAGCAGCCUUUUGACCGGCGCCGCCGUCCUCUCGUCGGGCAGCCGCACCGCAACCGGCGUCCUCAUCAUGACCAGCGAUGAUGACAGCUCGUGAACAACACCACGCACCGAUAGGAGUAUAGGACACCGUGGCCGAACCGCGAACGGAACCGUGCUGCCAGCACUGCUCGUGCUGUGGUACUGCCGGGCCGCCGUCGCGCCGCCGGGCGCCGCCGCGUUUCGAGUUUCGACCAAUCAGUUGGCGUCGAUGUCGCGCGAAGUGCGCCACGAGGUGGCGAGCUCCGACGUCCGUGACGUCGCGGUCAGCUGAUCGCGCGAAGUUGCCCGCAGAGCGACGGUGUGUCAGUGCGCCUAUUGUUGUCGCGCCUCUCUGUGGCGUUUCUCGUUCUAUUUUGGUCUUCUCUCCAGU